Messenger RNA from Lactuca sativa (garden lettuce), 798 nucleotides. RefSeq lists its product as uncharacterized. Lineage: Eukaryota; Viridiplantae; Streptophyta; Magnoliopsida; Asterales; Asteraceae. The record is from RefSeq and is a predicted model, not a curated record.
AUGAUGUGUUUUGCAAGAGAAAUUAUUGUACCAACAUCUUCUAAUACACCAAGAAAUCCCUCGGAACAACAUAGACGGCUAAAAAACAUAUUUCCUGGAGCAUUAGGUGCACUAGAUGGAACACUUGUAAAUGCAGUUAUGCCUGUUGAUGAACAAACUCGCUAUAGGGGAAGAGGAAAAUGUGAAUGUUAUCAAAAUGUAAUAGAAAUUUGUGAUUUUGAUAUGAUAUUCACCUUUGUAUGGGCUGGAUGGGAGGGCGUAGCACACGAUUCUAAAGUUUUGAAAGAAGUUGCAAUUAAUCCGACUUCUGGAUUUCCAUUCCCUCCACCAGAUAAAUAUUACCUUUGUGAUGUCGCAUACACCAACACCCGUGGAUUUAUGGCUCCUUACCGCAAUACUAGGUAUUGGUUAGCCGAUUUUCGAAGAAACAGAGCUUUAACAAAGGAAGAAAGGUUCAAUCAUGCUCAUGCACAACUUAGAAAUAUCAUUGAACGUGCUUAUGGUGUAUUGAAGAUGAGAUCUCCAAUUUUAAAACGUAUGGCUCCUUAUCUUUUUCCAGUGCAAAGAGACAUAGUUAUUGCCUGUGUUGCGGUCCAUAAUUUUAUAAAGAAAUACGAUAUUCAAGAUGACCUAUUUAUGAACUUUGAACAAAACACUAUGGUUACUCCUAAUUUGGGAGGUGGAGGAAGUGAGGGCCAAAACAUACAAGGCAUAGAAUGGGGUUCAGAAGCCGUUAAGUAUAUGACUACUUUGCGUGACCAGAUUGCUAAUCAGUUACUUUCAAAUGGUUCAUGUUAA